Molecule: messenger RNA, 1515 nt
Organism: Diaporthe amygdali
Lineage: Eukaryota; Fungi; Ascomycota; Sordariomycetes; Diaporthales; Diaporthaceae
Exons: 6
Coding region: 1-1515 (504 amino acids)
Source: RefSeq, a predicted model, not a curated record
AUGGCAGAUAACGCAUGGGAGGCUAAAGCCGCCGCGAAGCGGUCCAGCGCUCUCGCCUGUAUCCCAAAGGAAUGGAGACUUUGCGCGGACGCUCUUUUGCGGCUCCAAACGCCCAUCGAGAAUUGUCCAAACAAUCUCUUCGCAUUGGACAUCAUCAGAGCCUCCCAAAUUCUCACGCCCAAAGAACUGCAAAUUACAGAAAAAUACACAGUUUCGGAGCUACUCGAUGCCCGAGGCGGGAUCGCCGGGCCGCUUCAUGGCCUGCCCAUCAGCAUCAAGGACAGCUUCCAGAUUGCAGGCACACAGGCGACGAUUGGUCUCGUCUCUUAUCUGCCCAGGGUAUCUGAAGCCAACUCGCCACUCGUGAAUUUGCUUUUGGAGCUCGGUGCUGUCCUCUAUGUGAAAACUAACAUCCCCCAGACCCUGAUGACAGCUGAUUCGCAUAAUAAUGUGUUUGGCCGGGUUCUGAACCCAUGGAACACCAUGCUCACUGCAGGGGGAUCUAGCGGCGGAGAAGGGGCGCUGGUCGCGCUCCACGGCUCACCGCUGGGUAUCGGAACAGAUGUGGCUGGUUCAAUCCGGAUUCCCUCGCUCUGCUGUGGCACGUACGGAUUCAAGCCCAGCUCAAGCCGCAUACCUUACGGAGGUCAGGCUGGCUGCGCCAAUCCCGGGCUUAGGUCUAUUACGCCAGUCGCUGGUCCCUUGGCAAACGACCUGGACGCUUUGGAGAUUCUCGCGAGAGCGGUCAUUAGUGCGACACCAGCUCGACUGGACUUCACAACCAUCGAUGUCCUGUGGAGAGACUUGCCACCAAUUAGCACCAGGCUACGCUUCGGACUGAUAGCCGAAGAUCCUCUCUACCCGCUCCAUCCACCGGUCCGGCGAGCUAUGGAUCAAGCAGUCGACGCCCUGAGGAGACAUGGGCACGAAGUCGUGCAGCUAAAUGCAGAUUCCUGUCAUAUAGCUGAUGCAGCAGAAGUGGCUUGGAAGCUCUGGAGCCUAGACGAGCAAGCUGCGAGCAUUGUCAAGGCAGCUGGCGAGCCUACGGUACCAUCAAGGAUCCGGAUCGCGCGAGAAGCCGAGCAGAUGGAGUGGUAUUUCGUGCCAGAUCUCAGCGGAUUAGAUGGGCUGGAGAAACUUUGCAGUCUCAAUAUUAAGCGCUCAGAGAUUAGUGCGGACUGGCAUCGAGUCUGGACGACACAUAAGCUCGAUGCUGGCAUUGGCCCUCCGGCAGCGCACACAGCAGUUGAGCACGACACAUAUGGUGUACCUGCUUACACCAACCUCUUGAACAUCCUCGAGUAUCCCGCCUGCGUGCUACCAUUCGAACGGGCCAAUAGCAGCGACACGCCUCAUAUCUUCGAGCCGAAGCCAGGACAAGGAGGCCCUCCGUACCAUCCCGAUGCUCUUGAUGGCGCGCUUUGUUCCAUCCAGAUCUUUACGAGCCGGAUGCGUGACGAAGAAUGUCUUGCUGUGGCGAAGGUGGUCGACGUGGCGCUGAAGGCUCAAGGCUAG